CAUGUUUAAACCUACGAAUGCCCUUUUCGGAGGUCUUCUCUGGUAAGGAUUCCGGAAGACUCCGUGGCGCCUGUCCUCCCCCCCAGAAAGCCCGGCAGCGCAAGCGUCUGCGCGCCGUGGACAGCGUUGUCGAUACCCUCAGCGCUGCCCUCGCUCGCAACGGACAGAGCGCAAAGGCUGUUGAGCGGUGGUAUGCAGAGAUGCCCCGCGAGGAGGAGAUGCUCCCCAAGGACAAGUACACUCUCUUCGAUAAGAAGGAGAAGAGCUACCGCAAGGGCAUUCACAGUAUGCCAAACCACUUCCUCCGGACCUACCCUUGCUUUCUGUCUUGGGAAAUUAUGCUAACGGAUAUUCCUUUCCUUGCAGAGCUGCCCAAGUGGACUCGUGUCAGCCAACGUGUGAACCCCCCCUGGUUUCUAAAUUCGAUUUUUGCAAUACCCCGAACACGAAAGAACUCCUCCUAUUCGCCGGCCAAAAGAAAAUAUCGGCAUCUGUAUUAUACGCAUCAACCCCGACCUGGCAGUGUCAUU
Molecule: messenger RNA, 530 nt
Organism: Penicillium waksmanii
Lineage: Eukaryota; Fungi; Ascomycota; Eurotiomycetes; Eurotiales; Aspergillaceae
Product: mitochondrial 54S ribosomal mL60 domain-containing protein
Exons: 2
Cellular component (GO): mitochondrial large ribosomal subunit
Molecular function (GO): structural constituent of ribosome
Source: RefSeq, a predicted model, not a curated record